Oncorhynchus tshawytscha (Chinook salmon) is the source of this 3603-nucleotide messenger RNA. It is a transcript of the gene plppr3b, whose product is annotated as phospholipid phosphatase related 3b. Gene Ontology annotation, biological process: phospholipid metabolic process; phospholipid dephosphorylation; signal transduction. The record is from RefSeq and is a predicted model, not a curated record. The transcript has 8 exons. NCBI's taxonomy places the organism in Eukaryota, Metazoa, Chordata, Actinopteri, Salmoniformes, Salmonidae. Bases 726 to 2975 code for a protein of 749 amino acids. Gene Ontology annotation, molecular function: phosphatidate phosphatase activity.
CCAGGACAAUCUGGUUGCCACAAUGACGCUUUCUCAAUAUGGGAUUUAGCUCGCCUGGUGUGCAUUUUUGGAGACAUUCCAUUUUCCCUUAAGCAUAUAUCCCGCCCACGUCGCACACCGGGCAACCUGUUUCAAGUGCCCUUUAAAAUCAGAGUUUUGAAACGCCAGUCUUGAAGUGCUGUAAAUGUUGGUUGCAUAAUAGACGUGUGAUUGAAUUAGGCUUGAUUGAAGUGAAUGCUGGCGAGACUUGAGAGCACUUAUAGGCUCUGGGUGGGAAGGCUCUUAACUAGCCCUUCUGAGGGUGGAGAUUAGGCCUAACAUUCAGGCUGUUUUAUCCCAAAACUCUUAGAUCACUUCCUUUCCUUGUCUCCUUUUCUUUGCAAACAUGCACUCAGGCAAAGGACUGAGUUUUUGUGCACAACAUAGAAAUUGAAUAGAAAUUGAAAACCCUGACAUUCUUCUCUUUCUAUUUUUCUCUCUCUUUCAAACCCUCCAUUCCUCUUCUCUACCAAGUCCUUUCAGAUCAGGAGACAAGGAAACAAGGGGACAUCUUGGGAUGUAGUCAUGCCUCCUGUUGGUCUCCCAGUGCCAGGAGUCCUUUGAAAGCUCAGUGGAGAGGAGAGAACAACCGAACAGACUGAUUCCACUGACUGAGCAGAGCAGCCGAUGGCACAGGCAGUGGCGGCUGGUGAGUCGUCGAGGGUUUGUCCACAUCAGACGUCACAAUGAUGACUCCAAGAGACCCAAAGCCCAAGAAGAAACCGCCGAAAGACAGCUUGACUCUGUUGCCAUGCUUCUAUUUUGUGGAGCUGCCCAUUGUGGCUUCUUCUAUGGUGUCGCUCUACUUCCUGGAGCUGACGGACCUGCUCCAGCCUGCCCAGGUAGGCUUCCGUUGCCAUGACCGCAUGCUGAGCAUGCCCUACGUUGACGGUGGAGAUGAGCUCAUCCCUCUACUCAUGCUGCUCAGCCUGGCCUUCGCUGGCCCGGCCGCUUCGAUCAUGAUGGGGGAGGGCCUGGUCUACUUCAUGCAGUCACGCCUUAAGAUCCGCCCCGGAGUGGAGGGCAGCAUCAACGCCGGCGGGUGCAACUUCAACUCCUUCCUUCGGCGAACGGUGCGCUUCGUAGGUGUCCAUGUGUUUGGGUUGUGUGCCACGGCUCUAAUGACUGAUGUGAUUCAGUUGGCCACAGGUUAUCACACUCCCUUCUUCCUGACUGUGUGCAAGCCCAACUACACACAGCCAGGGGUGGCCUGUGAUAAAAACCCCUACAUCACCAAGGACAUCUGCUCCGGUCACGACCAGCACGCCAUCGUCUCUGCCAGGAAAACCUUUCCCUCCCAGCACGCAACCCUGUCUGCCUUUGCUGCUGUGUACAUAUCAAUGUACUUCAACUCAACCAUCUCAGACAGCACCAAGCUGCUGAAGCCAGUGUUGGUGUUUGCGUUUGCCAUCGUGGCGGCGCUAACCGGCCUCACCCAGAUCACCCAGUACCGCAGCCACCCCAUUGACGUCUACGUGGGCUUCCUAAUAGGGGCCGGCAUCGCUGCUUACCUGGCUUUCCAUGCCGUUGGCAACUUCAGGUCCUCCGACGACAUCAUCAUCAAGCCAGCUCCGCCCCCCCAGAAGGAGGACGCCCUGCGAGCGCUGACCCAACGGGGCCACGACUCGGUCUACAACAAAGGUGUCGCCUCAGCAUCGGAGAGCGCCGACGAGAUCGCCGCGCCGCCCUCCCUGGACCGUCUGGAGGGCAUGGGGCGGCCGCUACAGCGCGAGAAAGCUUCUAUCGGGAGCUUGAAAAGGGCCAGUGUGGACGUGGAGCUCCUGGCGCCCCGCAGCCCCAUGGGCCAGCAGACCAUGGUGACCUUCAGCAACACGCUGCCCAGAUCUAGCAUGAACGCUAACGGGGGCCUGGGCGCUAACGGGGGACCAGAGGAGUCCAUGAUGCCAACUCAACCCGUACAAAGGAGGCUCAAGGCUGUGCAAGUGCCCAUGGACCCCAUGCGCUCACAGCAGUUGGUGACGGAGUGGAAGCAGAAGUCCAUGGAGAUGCGGGGUCUGAGCCUUAGGGAUGAAGCCGAGCGAGAUGCCAGUGAGGAGGGCUCCGAAGGGGGGGAGGAAGGGUCCGAGGACGGGGGGCCACAGGCCUCGCUCUAUCCGUCUAUGGUGCAGUCCAACAGGGGAGCUUCUGCCGGUCCAAUCCCCGUCAGUGUGGGGCCUCCAGGUAGUGCCAGGGUGGUGGCAACUCCUAGACCCCCCCACAUCCCCGAGGCGGGUCCCCCGCCAGUGUCGCCCAAAAGCGCACUAACCCGCGCCAAGUGGCUGUCCAUCACAGAGAAGAGCGGUGGUGGCGGGUCGAUUCGCGGGGCACCCAACCAGCCGCGCAUCAUGCAGGUGAUCGCCAUGUCCAAGCAGCAGGGUCUCCUCCCUUCCUCCUCCUCAGGGGGCACGCCCAAGUCCUCCGAGACCACCUCCACCUCCUCCUGCACCUCCUCUACGGCCAGUGCCGAUUCGCCCCACUACCGCCCGCCCUCAGAGGCCCAGCGUGAUUCGGCCAUCAUCACCGUAGACGCCCACGCCCCCCACCACCCGGUGGUGCACGGUGGCCCGCCCCCCUGCUCGGGCAACGGGAACCCCUGGGAGUGGAGGGGCGCGUCCAACGGCAGCGACCCUCGAGACUCCUACGAGCUCAACGACCUGAACCGCGGCGACAGCGUUGGUGCUCGCGGCAGCACUGGCAGUUUCCGGCCACACCAGACCAUCUCGCCGUGCUCCUCCACCGGCGACGGAGACCCAGAGAUGCUUCCCCCUCUGCCCCUCCCCCACGCGGAGGUCCCCCACGACGGGAGAAGCCGGGAGUCCACUUUACGACGCAAGACUGCGCUAGUCCUCCUGGAGAGGGACAUUCAAUUUCAAAACAAGAGUGAGCAGGAGAACUACUAUAAAAAAAUACAGGGUGGCCGGAGGUAUAAGGAUUAGUCACUAACUAACUGAUAAGCCUUACAGUCAAACCACAAAAGAGCACAAAACCUGGACUGACAAGCUGGGCUCUGCUAUUACGCAUCUCUCGGACUUUGUGUGUUAUCAAAGGAGCUGUGCAAAACUGUUGUAGGCUACUACGAUGUAUGCUAGAUAGAGGGAAACAUCUCGAGUUGCUGUGGGACCCUGAGGUAUUUUCAGGAGCACAUAGACGUUUUUCAAAGGUUCAAAUCAGAAGCACACCACCACGCAACACAAACCAAAAAAAAGGACAAUGUAUUAAAGCUCCGUCUACUGAGCCGAACCAGGCAGUUUUGUUACAUUUCUUUAUUGACUCCAUCUUCCUUUCAAUGUUUCCCCUGUUAUGACCACUCGAUGGGCUGAUUGUCUAGUGUUGGAAUGGCAUCUACUGUAUGUUGUGUUCUCUCCGGUUUUAGUGCUUGAUUGCUAAUGUGUAGAUUCUGAGCAUGUAUGUCUGGGUGUUUUUGUGUGUUUGGGUCAGUGGGUCAGGUGCUUGUGUGUGUGGGUGUGUGGGUAUGUGUUGAAGAAGCAGUGUGCUUUCAAAAAAAAAAAAUAUGUUAUUCUGCGGCAGAAUGUUCGGAGGGCCACUGAUGGUGCCCAUUCUCGA